AUGCAAACUUUUGGAUGCAAAUUUCCGGUCUCGCAACCUUCAACCCAAGCCGACAGCGAGCCAAGCACAUCAUUCACCCCUGCUGGCGAAUUGCUCACCGAGUCCUUACGACGAGUAUUUUUCGGGCGUCUCGAGCCCGGUCAAAUCAACAGAUGUGAGCUAUUUUUCCUCCGAAGCAUGAGGCGUGCACUCCCCCUCAGUUUUUCAGGCUUCUUUUUAGACAAAUGUGACUCCAUACGCCAACGUUCCUCAGGGGAAAUUUUCAUCGGGGGACUUAUCACGAUCAUAGGUCGAGCCGUCGGCCUAGACUUCCCGGAUCCCGAGUACAUACCUGUCGACACCCCACCGAACUUCCUGCUAGAUUGUGACACUCUCAUCCGGAUGGAGAUGUUGCUCGAUCGGGGAACCCGCACGUACAGUUGGUUAGACUCUGACAAAGCCCCGGUUUACAUCCUGCCAAGUUGGAUCGGUUCUUCAUUCGAUACAGGCGACCCCGACACUUGGCUUCCUCCAGAUCAUUGA
Messenger RNA from Lactuca saligna, 522 nucleotides. Lineage: Eukaryota; Viridiplantae; Streptophyta; Magnoliopsida; Asterales; Asteraceae. The record is from the annotation of a GenBank genome assembly.